Molecule: messenger RNA, 966 nt
Organism: Bacidia gigantensis
Lineage: Eukaryota; Fungi; Ascomycota; Lecanoromycetes; Lecanorales; Ramalinaceae
Exons: 1
Coding region: 1-966 (321 amino acids)
Source: RefSeq, a predicted model, not a curated record
AUGCCAGCUACAGAGACCAUGGGUACGCGAUCGAAGAGUAAGAUCAUCUCGGAGUCAGGAUAUGAGAUAAAGCUUCCUGCAAGCAUCUACACCUUGAACGGCACGAAACCUCGCGGGCUAGCUCACAUUGAAGAGCUUCUUGAUUCAGUGGGCCCAAUCAUCGAGGGUCUGAAACUAAUUGAAAACAACGCAAAAAUCAUGGAAUGUGAGUGCCUGCUUUCCAAGCUCGAGGAAGCAAUCUCAACAUACUCCGGCGAACUCAAUGCGCUUUCCCAGUGGAAUACGGACCGCCAGCGCGUGGACCGAGCAGCGGAUGAGCAUUGGCAACGUGUUGCUGCGCUGUUGAGCCCCCACCUAAAGCUGAAACGGGAGCUCAGAUUACAUAUAAAGAUUAUUGAGAAUGUGCUUGAGAAGCAGGGAGAGCACUUGGAUGUCCUGAAACACCUUUCAGGAGAUGUGGGCAUUCUGAAUAACCUCGGGGCAACACUCAGUUCUGUUCUAGGAAAUUUCAUCGGCGGCGGCGGCGACGACCAGGAAUUUCAAUGUUUUGCGUGCGGCAAAGGAUGCGCUUCAGAUGACGAUGAGAUGCUGACGGACAAGGAUGAUUCCUCUCCAUCGACCUCGGGGAAUAACGUUGCGAACAAUGAAGGAGAGCAAGAGAAGCCAGGCACGCCAGCGACCGAUGCUAACGCGUCAAGUAGUAAGAUCGUUACGCUCAAGCUUCAACAGCGGUCGGUUUCCUCAGAGGGGGAAGCAGGAUUACCUACUGACCAGACAGGCUGGAUUCAUUCAGAGACAGUUGACGAGAUGCAGACAAAGCUCACCAAUGGUAAACCCAUUCCUCCCAAGCCUCGGCAACCAUCACUUCGAAGGAUCAAGGGAUCUAUGUCUCUAAAUUUAUCAAUUCCUCGAAGUGCAUCUGUUCUUCGUGCAACAUCCAUCUCUCGACAGGAAUUGCCAGAGUAA